UUUGUGGCAGGGAAAGCUAAACAUAUGAAGGCUUCAGCAUGUCAAAAUUUUGCCAUUAUAGAAUUUACUAAAGUACGUAGACUAUAUGGCCGGGAAAGCUGAACAUAUGAAGGCUACAACAUGUGGACAUGUUGCCAUUAUAGGAUUCACUUGCGUACGAACAUUAUAUGACCGGGAAACAUAAAUAUAUGAAGGCUGCAACAGGUCAAUAUACUACAGCUAAAAAUUCAUCGACCGUAAUCUCUUUCACAGGGAAAUUUGACAUGUUGAUCCACGCUUAAAAAGAAAACGAUUUCAAAUGCAGUGCACCAGUUAGAAACAGUACUUCAAUUAAUGCAAUAGCACCAUCUUUUUCAAUGUUUGUUCCUUUUCUCUAAAAGGGCCAGAAAGUUCAUUUUCCUUGAGCAUAGUAAAUAAGGAAUUGUAUAUUUAUUUGCCCCAAUAUACACAAUUUUAGUCCGUUAGAUUGUCGUUUUUAAACACAACUGGAUGUCCUAUUUCUUCAAAAGUCGUGUUCACAUAAACUGUAUAAACCAAAUAUAAAUUUGAAUAUUUCGCAAUUUGGUAGUUUUUUGAUAAAGGGAGUUACGACAUAAGCCAUUUAAAGUAACUUACGAUAAGGCGAUCCCGCAAUUAAGAUAUCAUAUAAGCACACUUUUCUGAUGCGUAAAUAGAUGGAUGAAGUCUGAGACAGAAUGAAAUGUUACAGCUUAUUCGUGUUCCUUGUGUCUCAUUCAGUUUUACCAGCAAGCUGUUUAGAUUGUUUUUCCUGUCAACACGUUGACGACCCUGCCCAUUGUAAUACAUCAGCCGUUUGCGGACAAAAUGAGUUUUGUUAUCUGGAUGGCCACCAAGGCAGUUAUGCAUUGGGAUGUUCCAGCAGUCAGAACUGCGGAGCAUCAGCAGGUAGUCUUGUUGGUCGUAGUUUCACAGAAUUCCAAAUCAAGCACAUGAGGGGCGACUUUAAUGCAAAGGAAUUGGAGACCCGGCAAUCAAUAAACUGUCAUGAAUGCUGCUCGACAGAUGGAUGCAACAAAGACUUAUGCAAACAUCUUAAACCAACUCAAUGUGUGGACGACGAAUCCGUGGACUGUGCUAGGAUGAGUACUUUAAUCAGUAUUUGUCAAGAUAUCCACAAGGCAAAAAACGUUUGUCCAAGAUUUUGUAAUCUGUGCAACCUAGUAGAUGGACAGUGGGGACAGUGGACGGCAUGGUCUGAAUGUGAUGUCACAUGUAACACCGGAGUUCGAACUCGGGCGAGAUCAUGCACAAACCCUUCACCUGCAAAUGGAGGACUAGACUGUGUUGGGAAGAAAAUAGAAACAAUACAAUGUCAUAAAGAAACGUGUCCAGUUCAUGGUGGUUGGAGUGGCUGGUCUGACUGGGGUUCUUGUUCUGCCACUUGUGAUAUUGGUUUAGAGCGACGGGACAGAACGUGCUCAAAUCCAUGGCCAAGCGAUGCAGGAGAUCACUGCUAUGGCGAUGCCCAUGAAGAUAGAAUUUGCUCGUCGGCAGCUUGCACAGAUGGCGCUUGGUCUCGUUGGAGCCACUGGGGCGCUUGCAGUGGAACUUGUGGCGUAGGGAUACGUUCAAAAACGAGAACCUGUUCAAAUCCUUAGCCAUCAGUACUUGGAAAACACUGUGACGGUCCAUCUGUAGAAGUUAAUCUUUGCAACAAACAAGCAUGUCCAGAUGACAAGAUAGCAUUUACGGCAUAUGGAGUGGCAAGCAGUGGUGACAGGAUACUAUUUCCAAAAGUGCUGCUGAAUUACGGUGGAGGUUAUAACAAUAACACAGGGAUAUUUACUUGUGUUACACCUGGAAUCUACCACUUUGCAGUUUCUUUCACUAUGAAAUACAGCAUGCAUGGUCAUGUAUUUAGAUGCUAUCUAACUGUAAACAAUUCGAAAAAGCUUUACAUUGAAGGUCACAAAACCUCGUCUGAUUACGAGGCCUUGGAGUAUUCAGCAGCUGGCUCAUUUCAUCUUAAUAAAAAUAACAUUGUUUACAUUUUAAAGGACGCGUUAAUUCUUUCAGAUGCAAACAAUGAUCAAAGCAGUUCAUUUAUAGGAGUAUUGGUAACCCCAGACAUGUAAUUUUCCAAAUGUUGUUUUUUUUCUGUUUUUUUUUUCCUUCCAUAAAAUGGCCAAUAUUUAAAGUGUUUUAUGUUCAUGUAGUAGAAAA
Mercenaria mercenaria is the source of this 2184-nucleotide messenger RNA. RefSeq names its product thrombospondin-2-like. Lineage: Eukaryota; Metazoa; Mollusca; Bivalvia; Venerida; Veneridae. Bases 696 to 1619 code for a protein of 307 amino acids. The record is from RefSeq and is a predicted model, not a curated record. The transcript has 10 exons.